This is a messenger RNA of Adineta steineri, 1425 nucleotides long. Lineage: Eukaryota; Metazoa; Rotifera; Eurotatoria; Adinetida; Adinetidae. The record is from the annotation of a GenBank genome assembly.
AUGCAACAAAGCCGAGUUUCUAGAAAUACUUCGACAAGUCAUAAAAACUUCUUACCUUGUAAAGAUGGUUAUGAUUGUCAAUUACAAUAUGAUAAUGCAACUGAACAUAAUACAUCCUAUUCUCAUCCUUGUCGUUGGUCAGAAUUAUGUCGUGAUAUGAAUAGAGAUAGUGAACACACACGUCAUUUCACACAUGCUCCACACCAAGCUAUUCUAUGUAAAUAUGGUAAUGAGAAUUGUACUAAAUUAACAAAUCCUGAACAUCGUAGUCUUUAUCGACAUGAAGGUCUACCAGACUAUCUGUUACCGUGCAGACAUCAAGAUCAAUGUAGAGAUCGAUCAGUAGAACAUUUAAAAAAAUAUAAACAUCCUUCAAAUUUCUAUGAAAAUACUUCAAAUUUGAAAUCGAAUACAACAAGUAAUAAUAAUAAUCAAUUUGAAUUUAAUCAACAAGCUUGUAGAUAUGGUAGUACAUGUCGUAAUCAAUCGGAUUCAAAUCAUUGUAAACGCUUUAGUCAUCCAACUACAACCGCUUCAUCUCAAUCAUUGAAUUUAAAAUCUACGUCUAGUUUUCAUGCAUGCAAUACUAGUAAUGAUAUGGAAAAUGCUUAUCGUAUCGGAGCAACUUUAGCUCUUGAAACACUUAGUCAAUCUGAUCAACAAGCAAUUAAAAAUAUGUCUGCAGAUUCAGUUAUUGUUGUACCAGGUACAUAUGAUCAUAUCGAUCGUGUUCUUAAUAGUUUAAAUAUAAAAUUUACAACUGUUAAUCAGAAUGAAAUAUUAACUUAUCCAUUUCGUAAUGAUCAAACAGUUUAUAUAAAUUGUUCAACAGAUUUUCCAACUGAUGCAGCUAGACGAAUACGACAACAUGUUGAAAAUGGUCUUCAUAUAAUUACAACUGAUUGGGCAUUAAGAAACGUUCUUGGAAUUGCAUUUUCCGAUUUCGUUCGACAUAAUGGAAAAUCAACAGGAGAUGAAGUUGUUGGUAUACAAGUUGCUGAACCUAAUCAUCCAUUAGUUAAUGGUUUUCUAUCGGCAUCUAAACAUGCCCAACCACAAUGGUGGUUAGAAAAGUAUUCCCAUCCAAUUGAAAUUGUUAAUAGAGACAAAGUACGCGUAUUAAUUCGAUCAGAAAUCUUAGGACAAAAAUAUCAAUCUGAUGCUGUUCUUGUUACAUUCGAUUGUGGAAAAGGCAAUGUUAUUCAUAUGAUAUCACAUUUCUAUUUACAACGUUCGGAAACUCGUGAUGCUCGUCAUCAAAUGUCAGCUAAACAAUAUGCAUUAGAUAUAAAAGCAUCAUCGGCUGCUACAGAUUUUGUUGUAAAUCAAGGUCAAAAUUUAAAUUAUGCACAAAUUCAAUCAUCAUCAACAUCAGCACAAUUUAUUUAUAAUCAAAUAUCUAAACGUUUAAAUUCAAAGAAAUAA